This is a messenger RNA of Theobroma cacao (cacao), 1701 nucleotides long. RefSeq names its product putative beta-1,3-galactosyltransferase 2. NCBI's taxonomy places the organism in Eukaryota, Viridiplantae, Streptophyta, Magnoliopsida, Malvales, Malvaceae. Gene Ontology annotation, molecular function: galactosyltransferase activity. Gene Ontology annotation, cellular component: Golgi membrane. The record is from RefSeq and is a predicted model, not a curated record.
UGGGUCGUCUCUUCACUCCUGUUCAACGUCCCUUGCCUGCAAAGUUGAGACUUUGAGAGAGAAUCAAUAGAGAGAAGAAACCAAGCAAACCAACGAAAAAAGAAAGAAAGGAACAAAACAGCAAGCUCCCCCAAGACAAAAACGGGGGCAAAAACAGAGCACUCUGUUUCUGUUUCUGUUUCAUUCACCUCUUCUUCUUCUUCUUAGUGGGGAGUAAUUUUCUGCAAGUGGGUCAUUUUGAUUUGGCUCAAGCUUCCUUUUUAACAUAUGGGUUUUCUCUCUUGUAAAUAAUAGCUAGUUGGGAGAAAUACAGGGGAAUUGAGAUUGAAAGUUUUGGAAAAAAAAAAUGUCUUUUAAAAGCAAAGGAGAGCUGUCCACUAAAAGUUUUGUAUCAAAGAAAUGGACGUUUCUUCUUUGCUUGGGCUGUUUCUGUGCUGGAAUGCUCUUCACCAAUAGGAUGGGGAGUGUUCCUGAAUCUAAAGGUAUCAUGCGGACAACUGCAGUAGAAGCUGAAAAACUAAAACUAAUUUCAGAGGGUUGUAAUCUAAAAGCUAAAGAAGAAAAGCAUGUAUCUAAGGACAUCAUUGGGGAGGUUUUUAAGACUCACCAUGCUAUACAAACGUUGGAUAAGACUAUUUCAAACUUAGAGAUGGAAUUAGCUGCUGCAAGGGCAGCACAAGAAUCUUUACUCAGUGGUUCUCCAUUAUCCACAGAUGCAAAUAGAGCUGAUACACCUAGGAAGAGAAGGUAUCUGAUGGUUAUAGGAAUUAAUACUGCUUUUAGCAGCAGGAAAAGAAGAGACUCAGUUCGUGCUACAUGGAUGCCACAAGGUGAAAAGAGGAAGAAAUUGGAGGAUGAAAAGGGCAUUAUUGUUCGCUUUGUUAUUGGUCAUAGUGCCACAACAGGUGGUAUUUUGGACCGAGCAAUUGAAGCAGAGGACAGGAAGCAUGGAGACUUCCUGAGACUCGACCAUGUUGAAGGGUACCUUGAAUUGUCUGCAAAGACUAAGAUAUAUUUUGCUACUGCAGUUGCUUUAUGGGAUGCAGAUUUUUAUGUCAAAGUUGAUGACGAUGUCCAUGUAAAUAUAGCAACACUUGGAGAAACUCUAGUUAGACACCGGAAGAAACCACGGAUCUAUAUUGGGUGCAUGAAAUCUGGUCCGGUCCUCUCUCAAAAGGGAGUGAGAUACCAUGAACCUGAACACUGGAAAUUUGGUGAGGCAGGAAACAAAUAUUUUCGGCAUGCUACUGGACAGUUGUAUGCCAUUUCGAAAGAUUUGGCCACAUAUAUAUCAAUAAAUCAGCACGUUCUACACAAGUAUGCUAACGAGGAUGUUUCACUGGGAUCUUGGUUUAUUGGACUUGAUGCGGAGCAUAUUGAUGAUCGGAGACUAUGUUGUGGCACGCCACCUGAUUGUGAAUGGAAGGCUCAAGCUGGCAACAUCUGUGUUGCUUCCUUUGAUUGGAGCUGCAGUGGAAUUUGCAGGUCUGCUGAUAGGAUUAAAGAGGUUCAUCGGCAGUGUGGGGAAGGUGAGAAUGCUUUGUGGAGUGCUACUUUCUAAUAGGCAGCUUCAUGUUCUUCCUCACUCAGGAGGAUAAGCAAGGUUGACGAGCAGACGUGCAAAUCUUUUGCCAUAGUUUAAUGAGUAUAGAUAUGUCAUAUCACAGGGGGAGAGAGAGAGAGAGAGAGAGAGAGAGAGUA